Messenger RNA from Striga asiatica, 555 nucleotides. Lineage: Eukaryota; Viridiplantae; Streptophyta; Magnoliopsida; Lamiales; Orobanchaceae. The record is from the annotation of a GenBank genome assembly.
AUGCCGAAGGUGAAAACGAACCGGGUUAAUUAUCCGGAAGGAUGGGAGCUAAUCGAACCCACGCUCCGCGAGCUACAAGCGAAGAUGAGGGAGGCCGAGAACGAUCCACACGACAACAAGAGAAAAUGCGAGGCCCUUUGGCCGAUUUUCAAGAUCGCGCAUCAGAGGAGCCGGUACGUUUUCGAUCUGUACCACCGGAGGAAGGAGAUAUCGAAGGAAUUGUACGAGUUCUGUCUGGAUCAGGGGUACGCGGACCGCAACCUGAUCGCGAAGUGGAAGAAGCCCGGUUACGAGAGGCUUUGCUGCCUGAGCCAAGGGACCAUAACUUCCAGACGACAUGCGUUUGCCGAGUCCCGAAGCAUCUGCGCGAGGAGAAGGUCGUGGAGUGUGUGCAUUGCGGCUGUGGGGGCUGUGCGAGUGGGGAUUGAGGAUUGGUCGUGGGUCGCGAAGAAAGUUCUGUUUGUGGCGGCCUUGGUUCUCGCCUACAUCCAAUGUAACACUGAGCAUACUAAUCUUAUACCAUCGAAGCUAUGUGAGGCUGUACUUGAUGAGCAU